Molecule: messenger RNA, 1685 nt
Organism: Rhizopus microsporus ATCC 52813
Lineage: Eukaryota; Fungi; Mucoromycota; Mucoromycetes; Mucorales; Rhizopodaceae
Exons: 4
Coding region: 60-1619 (519 amino acids)
Biological process (GO): fungal-type cell wall (1->3)-beta-D-glucan biosynthetic process
Cellular component (GO): cytoplasm; fungal-type cell wall
Molecular function (GO): 1,3-beta-glucanosyltransferase activity
Source: RefSeq, a predicted model, not a curated record
CGGAAAUAAAAUAACCUUUGGCUCUCUCUACUUUUCUUUACUUUUUCAUUAUCUUUGACAUGAAGAUCUCGGUUAUUAUCGCUCUAUUAUUCACAGUAGGUUUGAGUUUUGCACUAAACCCUAUUGUGAUCAAAGGAACCAAGUUCUUUGAUUCUGUUACAAAAGAGCAAUUUUUUAUCAAAGGUGUAGCAUAUCAACCCAGAGGACAAGUCAAAGAUGGCACAAUGGAUCCCUUGGCUGAUCCUGCAGCUUGUGCUCGAGAUGCUCCACUGAUGGCCAAACUAGGUACCAAUGUCCUUCGUGUCUAUGAGGUUGACCCUAGACGUGACCACGAUGCAUGUAUGAAAUCAUUUGCGAACGCAGGAAUCUAUCUACUACUCGAUAUUGCCACACCUCACUACUCAAUCAAUCGAAAGGCACCUGAAUACACCGUUCAUCUUUAUAAUGCUUACAAAUUAACUGUCGACGCGUUUGCAAAAUAUAAUAAUUUACUUGCAUUUAUUGCAGGAAAUGAAGUGACAAACGACAAAACCAAUACGCCGGCAUCUGCUUAUGUGAAAGCCUCGAUUCGAGAUAUUAAACAGUACAUUCAAUCAACUCACAAUAGACAAAUUCCUGUAGGUUAUGCAAGUAAUGAUGAUGAAUUUAUCCGUGAUCCCAUCAAAGAUUAUUUCAAUUGUGGAGACGAAGACACUCAGGCUGACUUUUUUGGUAUCAAUCUGUAUGAAUGGUGUGGAGCUUCAAGUUUUGAAAAGUCUGGAUAUAAGGAACGUACAAAAGAGUUUGAAGCCUAUAGCAAACCUGUCUUUUUAUCCGAAUAUGGUUGUAAUUUGGUGACACCGCGACAAUUUGCUGAAGUUGCAGCAAUAUAUGGACCACAGAUGACAAACGUUUGGUCUGGAGGCGUUGUUUACGAGUGGACACAAGAAAACAAUAAAUAUGGCUUAGUAAAGAUCAACGGAGACGGCAAAGCUGAAGAAUUGCAAGAUUAUCACAAUUUGCAGGCCCAAAUGCUCAAUGCUAAGCCAAAGGGAGUGCAUAUGGAUAACUAUAACGAGCAACGAUCCGCAUCGGCCUGUCCGGAGAUUUCUGAAAACUGGAAAGCGACAGCCCAACUUCCACCUACGCCUUCGGACGGGGCAUGCGAAUGUAUGGUUGAAAACCUUGGAUGUGUUGCCUCUGACAAGGUCGAAGCUGCCUCUCGACAGGUGGGUAAUUCUACUAUUGGAGCUCAAUUGGACAUUAUGUGUGGAAUCACGUCAUGCGCCGAUAUCAGCGGUGAUGCUGAAAAGGGAGAAUAUGGUGCUUUCUCUUUCUGUUCUCCUAGAGACAAGUUGAGCUGGUUGUACAAUUUGCAAGCAAUGCAAACCAAGUCUUGUCAGAAUGAAGGCCUUGGACAGGAAGUAGUACCAAAACGACACGACAUUCAAACCUGUGCAAAUGUUGCACCCAACUUUAAUAGUCCUAUUGGGUUUCCUUCAGCUAGCGGCCCUUCAACCAAUGCCUCAUCUUCAUCGUCACCAUUAUCUUCCUUCUCCUUAGUUUCUGCAAUUAUCCAAUCCGGUGGUGUCUUUUUCGCAUCUGCGCUGUUUGCAAUGGUUGCGGUUCUAUUCACAUAAAGUUAGAAAAUAAUCAUAAUAAUAAACACAAGGCAUCGCUUUUUCUAAUAUUCACAGUUAUUUCUC